This is a messenger RNA of Heterocephalus glaber (naked mole-rat), 3784 nucleotides long. RefSeq names its product oxysterol binding protein like 7 (gene Osbpl7). The record is from RefSeq and is a predicted model, not a curated record. Gene Ontology annotation, molecular function: cholesterol binding. NCBI's taxonomy places the organism in Eukaryota, Metazoa, Chordata, Mammalia, Rodentia, Bathyergidae. Gene Ontology annotation, cellular component: cytosol; perinuclear endoplasmic reticulum; nuclear membrane.
GCUCCGACGUCGCCUUCCUUCCUGGUUCCCUCAGUAGCCGCUCCUGCCACUGCUCGGCUCCCUCGCGGAGCCGGUGACUCGCCGAGGGUGACUCAGGUGCAGCGGCGCGAGGGCCACGGAGCGCUGGCGUCCAUGGACCCUGGGCCUGGCUCCUCCGUUGCUCACCAGCUGUACAAGAAGACCUGAGCUGCUCCCCUAGCCUCGGGCCAGCCUCGCCCCUCCAGUGCCCUCCCGGGUGCACACAGCCCCGUGCGUUAUUGAUCUCCUGCGGAGCCAGGGCAGCCAGGGCCCGUGCGGAAGGCGCCUGUGGGCACCGUUGUGGACCUGCGGACCUCGGCAUGUUCUUGGCCACUUCUUCUCCUGGUCACGAAGUCCCCGUCAGCCCCGUGGCCUGCGCUCUCUGGGGCCCCCUCAGGACCUGGUGAGAUCCUCACCCUUGCACCUGCUCCACACCCUCCACAGGGAGUGGCCUCUCCCUCCUCCAUGGACUUCCAGGAGAGGGAUACCCCAUCCCUGGCUGACAGCACUCAGUCCUCAAAGCCCAGCAGCGGCCAGCAGGCCUCUGAGCUGUGGGAGGUGGUGGAGGAGCCCCAGGGCAGGCUGGGAGCAGAGGGUGUCAGGCCCGAGCGGCAGGAAGGGCACCUGCUGAAGAAGAGGAAGUGGCCCCUGAAGGGCUGGCACAAGAGGUACUUUGUGCUCGAGGAUGGGAUCCUCCACUAUGCGACGACCCGGCAAGAUAUCGCCAAGGGGAAGCUGCACGGCUCCAUUGAUGUCCGGCUGUCGGUCAUGUCCAUCAACAAGAAGGCCCAGCGCAUCGACCUCGACACCGAAGACAACAUUUAUCACCUCAAGAUCAAAUCCCAGGACCUGUUCCAAAGCUGGGUGGCCCAGCUUCGUGCCCACCGCCUGGCCCAGCGCCUGGACGUGCCUGGCCCCGCUCAUCGCAAGGUUCCUGGCACCCAGCUCCUAACCGCCAGUAGCACCUCCGCCCUGCCUGGUGUUGGCGCCCAGGAGAAGGUGUCUUCCUGGCUGAGGGACAGUGACGGGCUGGACCGCUGCUCGCAUGCGCUCUCCGAGUGCCAAGGGAAGCUCCAGGAGCUACACAGACUCCUCCAAAGCCUGGAGUCCCUGCACCGCAUCCCCUCAGCCCCUGUGAUUCCCACGCACCAGGCCUCAGGGACCACCGAGAGACCCAAGAAGGGCAAGCGGACCACCCGCAUGUGGUGCACACAGAGCUUUGCCAAGGACGACACCAUUGGACGGGUGGCUCGUCUCCACGGCUCUGUCCCCAACCUGUCUCGAUACAUGGAGUCCAGGGACUCCUCGGGCCCCCGGGGGCUGCCACCCCCAGACUACGCCCACCUGCAGCGCAGCUUCUGGGCCCUGGCGCAGAAGGUGCACAGUUCCCUCAGCAGCGUCCUGGCUGCACUCACCACGGAACGGGACCGACUGCGGGGCCUGCACCAGGGCUCCGAGCUGUCCAGGAUCGGGGUCCCCGGGGGGCAGCGACGCCUCCACUCGCUGUCCAUGUCCUCGGACACCACGGCGGACUCCUUCAGUUCCCUCAACCCCGAGGAGCAAGAAGCUCUGUACAUGAAGGGCCGAGAGCUGACCCCGCAGCUGUCCCAGAGCAGCGUCCUGUCACUGGCUGACUCCCAUACAGAGUUCUUCGACGCCUGCGAAGUCCUCCUUUCCGCCAGCUCUUCAGAGAACGAGGGCUCUGAGGAGGAGGAGGAGGAGGAGGAGUCAUGCACCAGUGAAGUCACCAGCAGCCUGUCGGAGGAGGUGCUACAGCUCAGGGGAGCCGAGCGCUGUCAGAAAGGGGGCUGUGUUCCAGGGAGAGCCCCGGGGCCGCCGCGCCGCCGCUGCCUGCCGGCCGCCAGUGGACCUGGGGCUGACGUGAGCCUGUGGAACAUCCUGCGGAACAACAUCGGCAAGGACCUGUCCAAGGUGUCCAUGCCCGUGCAGCUCAAUGAGCCGCUCAACACGCUGCAGCGGCUGUGUGAGGAGCUGGAGUACAGCAGCCUCCUGGACCAGGCCAGCCGCCUGGCCGACCCCUGCGAGCGCAUGGUGUACAUCGCGGCCUUCGCAGUCUCGGCCUACUGCUCCACCUACCACCGCGCCGGCUGCAAGCCCUUCAACCCGGUCCUCGGGGAGACCUAUGAGUGCGAGCGGCCGGACCGCGGCUUCCGCUUCAUCAGUGAGCAGGUCUCCCACCACCCCCCCAUCUCGGCGUGCCAUGCGGAGUCCGAGAACUUCGUCUUCUGGCAAGACAUGAAGUGGAAGAACAAGUUCUGGGGCAAAUCCCUGGAGAUCGUGCCCGUGGGCACCAUCAACGUCAGCCUGCCCAGGUUUGGGGACCACUUUGAAUGGAACAAGGUGACGUCCUGCAUUCACAACAUCCUGAGUGGCCAGCGCUGGAUAGAGCACUACGGGGAGGUGCUGAUCCGCAACACGCAGGACAGCUCCUGCCACUGCAAGAUCACCUUCUGCAAGGCCAAGUACUGGAGCUCCAACGUGCACGAGGUGCAGGGUGCCGUGCUGAGCCGCAGCGGCCGUGUGCUCCACCGCCUGUUCGGGAAGUGGCACGAGGGCCUGUACCGGGGCCUCCCGCCAGGUGGCCAGUGCAUCUGGAAACCCAACUCAAUGCCCCCAGACCAUGAGCGCAACUUCGGCUUCACCCAGUUCGCCUUGGAGCUGAACGAGCUGACGGCAGAGCUGAAGCGGGCGCUGCCGUCCACUGACACGCGGCUGCGGCCAGACCAAAGGUACCUGGAGGAGGGCAACAUCCAGGCCGCGGAGGCCCAGAAGCGGAGGAUCGAGCAGCUGCAGCGGGACAGGCGGAGGGUGAUGGAGGAGAACAACAUCGCGCAUCAGGCGCGCUUCUUCAGGCGGCAGAUGGACGGCAGCGGCAAGGAGUGGUGGGUGACCAACAACACGUACUGGCGGCUGCGGGCCGAGCCGGGCUACGGGAACCUGGACGGGGCCGUGCUCUGGUAGCCCUGGCCGGGCCUCACUCUCCUGCCUCCAGCCUGGGCACGGACACAUGGGUGAGGCCAGGCUCCCCUCGCUGCCCGGAGCCCAGGGGCAGCCCUGGCCCGGCCCUGCCCGCUCUGCCGGCCGGAGGGGACCGCUCAGCAUGCCCCGUGCCCGCGUGCGGGGCACAGGUGGAACCCGCGCUUCCCCAGUCUUGUUGCCCCGACAGCUGGCAUGUAAGACCCUGCCCGCUCUGUCACCCCUUCCUGUGCCCCGCGGGGUGCUUGGGGGGACUCCAGGCUCCCAGGAUCUGCUCCCCAUUCAGUGCCUUCCUAGGACACGGGGGACCCCUUGAUGCUCCCCGGCCCUCUGUGCCCAGGGCGCCGGCUGCUGGAGUGAAGCAGAGGAGGCGUCCUUUUCUCCGCAGUUCCGCCCAGCAUUUCCUUUCGGACCCUGGCCAGCGGGCCUUUCUGCAGCUCCCUGGUCCUUGGCCACCCACGUCCUUCUCCCUCAGCUUCCAGCUCCUUCGCCCCCAGUCCUCCAGUGCUUCCUUUCCAGAGGAGCCCUCUCCAGGAGGCAGGGACCUCCGAGGCCCUGGCUCAGAGCCACCCAAGGGAGCCCAUGCGCAUGCGUGCAUGCGUAGGUGCGUGGGUGCGUGGGUGCGUGCGGUGUCCCACUUGCAGGCAGGCGGGAGUCCCGGACACCACGUUCCGAAGUGUCCGCCAUGUUUGCUCGUUUUCUCAGUUUGCCUCUCCGUCAGGUGAAUUGCUGUGACAUUCCAAGCUCCAAUAAAGACUUUGACCUGUGA